AUGACUACCGUUUGUCAUUUCCUCAGAAAACAAAUUAAAACUAUCGGAACGAUUUACUCACUGUUUCAUUUUUUUUUUUAUUACAGAACCAAAUUAGCGUCAAAUGAAGUCAAACUUCCUAUGGGAAGUAGAGAUACCAUCAAUGAAAAAGAAUACAACCCGUUUGACCAUCGACAAGUUGACCAUCCGACGGCAACAUCGGGGGCUUUAAUCCAUCUAUUAAAGAGUUCCUUAGGUACCGGAAUAUUAGCGAUGCCAAAUGCUUUCAAGAACGGCGGUUUGAUUUUCGGUUUCGUUGGUACGAUAAUCGUUGGAAUAUUAUGUACACAUUGCGUUCAAUUAUUGGUUGCUGCGUCACACGAAAUUUGCAAAAGGUCCAAACAACCUGUCCUCGGAUUUUCAGAAACCGCCGGCGCUGUGUUUGAACACGGCCCGAAGAAGUUAAGAGGUUGGUCUACGACCGCAAAAUUAGUUGUAGACAUAGCACUGGUCGUUACUUACUUUAUGGGCAGCGCAGUUUACGUAGUGUUCAUAUCCACUUCAAUCAAACAGCUCGUAGAUUAUUACCAACCAGAUUUAGGUUGGGAUGCGAUUCCAUACAUGUUCCUAUUCCUUGUUCCAUUGAUAAUCUGCUGUCAAAUUCGUGAAUUAAAGUACUUGGUUCCAUUCUCUUUCCUCGCCAAUAUUUUCCUCGUUACUUCAUUCGCUAUCACACUCUACUAUAUUUUUGAUGAUAUGGAACACAUCGGCGAGGACGUCGAAUAUGUCGGCACGAUCAAUACGAUCCCUCUUUUCUUCAGUACUGUUAUUUUUGCGAUGGAAGGAAUUGGCGUCGUGAUGCCCGUUGAAAAUAACAUGAAAAAACCACAACAUUUCCUUGGUUGUCCUGGAGUUUUGUAUAGCGCUAUGACGUGCGUUGUUGCUUUAUAUACGGUUAUUGGAUUCUUUGGCUAUAUGAAAUACGGUUCAGAGACGACGGCUAGUGUUACUUAUAAUAUUCCAACUGAUCAUGUCUUAGCUCAAGUAGCAAAAGUAUUGAUUGCAGCAGCCGUAUUCUUCACAUACGCUCUUCAAUUUUACGUUCCAAUGGACAUCACAUGGCGAAAACUUUUAAGAGACCGUCUCCAACCGCGUUUCCACAAUUUGGGCCAAGUUUUAGUUAGAACUGUAGCCGUAACAUUAACCGCAGGUGUGGCAGCUGCCGUCCCCGAUUUGGAACCGAUCAUCGGCCUCGUCGGAUCGAUUUGCUUCUCAACAUUGGGUCUCUUAAUCCCGUCGAUACUCGAUAUCGUUUUGCGUUUAGAAAUCGGUUUCGGUUGGAUGAAAUGGCGGUUGUACAAAAACAUCAUUUUGAUUUUGUUUUCGAUUUUCGCUUUGGUGUCAGGUUCUUAUGCCAGUAUCUUGUCUUUAAUAAAUGAAGAAUAAUUUAUUUGUUUUUAAUAAAGUUAAAACAUUAAAAAAAUUAAUAGGUUGUAAUGUAAGAUAAUAUUUUGUU
Molecule: messenger RNA, 1495 nt
Organism: Onthophagus taurus
Lineage: Eukaryota; Metazoa; Arthropoda; Insecta; Coleoptera; Scarabaeidae
Source: RefSeq, a predicted model, not a curated record